AGAGGGGACUUGACCGCGGAGUAGACGGCGGUACCUUGGACAGAGCCGCCACGACGCGCGGAGCCCGCCCGGAGCCGCUCGGGAGCGCCCCGACGAGCAGAACUGAGGCGUGAGGCUUCAUAAGUGCCCCCAAGUGGCUUCAAUUUCUGUCCUCAACAAAAGAUAUUGAAAGAAAUGCUGGAAUGCCUGUCCUAGAAAAAACCAUGCAGAAGAAAGAGAAAGAUACAUGCAGUAAAGAUGAGACAGCAGUGCCAAAACUCCCAGUCCCACCACUGCAACAGACCUUACGCAUGUACCUACAGUGCAUGAAACACUUGGUGACAGAGGAACAAUUUAGAAAGACUAAGGUCAUCGUGGAACAGUUUGGAGUUGCAGGAGGCCUGGGAGAAUCCUUGCAGCAAAUACUUGAGGAGAGAAGGGAAAAAACAGCAAACUGGGUGUUUAACUAUUGGCUGGAUGACAUGUACCUCAACAACCGGCUAGCUCUUCCAGUCAAUUCCAGCCCAGCAAUUAUCUUCGCUCGUCAGUAUUUCAAGGAUGUAAAUGACCAGCUGAGGUUUGCUGCCAAUCUCAUUUCUGGAGUGCAAGACUAUAAAGCUUUACUGGACACCCAUGCUUUACCUGUUGAUUUUGCUCGUGGACAGCUGUCUGGUCAUCCUCUCUGUAUGAAGCAAUACUAUGGACUCUUUUCUUCCUAUCGUCUUCCAGGACAUAUCAAAGAUACCCUCGUGGCCCAGAAAAGCAGUGUAAUGCCAGAACCAGAGCACAUCAUUGUUGCUUGUAACAAUCAGUUUUUUGUUUUGGAUGUUGUCAUUAAUUUCCGUCGUCUCAGUGAGGGAGAUCUUUUCACUCAGUUACGAAAGAUAGCCAAAAUGGCAGAGAAUGAAGAGGAAAUGCUGCCUCCAAUCGGCUUGCUGACAACAGAUGGCAGAACUGAGUGGGCAGAGGCAAGGACAAUCCUUAUGAAAGACUCUACUAACCGCGACUCUCUUGACAUGAUUGAACGGUGCAUAUGCCUGGUGUGCCUGGACAGUCCAAGUGGGGUGGAACUGAAUGAUACAAACAUGGCAUUGCAACUGCUACAUGGGGGAGGCUACCAUAAAAACGGGGCCAAUCGUUGGUAUGACAAACCUAUGCAGUUUGUGGUAGGAAGAGAUGGAGUCUGCGGUACUGUGUGUGAACAUUCCCCUUUUGAUGGCAUCGUACUGGUGCAAUGCACUGAACACUUGCUCAAGCACAUGAAAGAAAGCUCCAAGAAAUUAGUCAGAGCUGAUUCAGUGAGCGAGCUUCCUGCUCCACGGAGACUAAGAUGGAAAUGUUCCCCUGAAAUUCAGGCACAUUUGGCAUCAUCAGCAGAAAAACUCCAAAGCAUAGUAAAAAAUCUGGACUUUAUUGCCUACAAGUUUGAGAACUAUGGAAAGGAAUUUAUUAAGAAACAAAAGAUUAGCCCAGAUGCCUACAUUCAAGUAGCACUUCAGCUGGCAUUUUACAGAUGCCACAAGAGACUUGUGCCUACCUACGAAAGUGCUUCCAUACGCAGAUUUGAUGAGGGCAGAGUUGACAAUAUUAGGUCUGCUACCUCAGAAGCAUUUGCUUUUGUGAAAGCAAUGACUGAUGACAAGACAGUUCUAUCGGAUUUUGAGAAGAUGCAGAGAUUUAAGGAUGCAAUUACUGCUCAGACUAAUUACACUAUUCUGGCUAUUACUGGAAUGGCAAUAGACAAUCAUCUGCUAGGGCUCAGAGAGGUGGCACGGGAACGCUUCAAGGAACUACCAGAGAUAUUUACAGAUGAGACGUAUUUGACCAGCAAUCGAUUCAUCCUGUCAACUAGCCAGGUUCCAACUACUAUGGAAAUGUUCUGCUGCUACGGGCCUGUGGUACCCAAUGGUUAUGGGGCAUGUUAUAACCCUCAGCCAGAGCAUAUAUUAUUCUGCAUCUCAAGCUUUAAAGACUGUAAGGAAACCUCCUCAGACAUGUUUGCAAAAGCUGUGGAAGAAAGUCUCCUAGAAAUGAAAGAUCUGUGUAGCAAAUGCAACUCUACUAUGGGAAAACCACUUGCUAAAAAAGAAGCAGCCACACAGCUGCAGGGUGACCACAAAUGCUGAGAGGCUGUGGGAAUUAUUCUCCUGGAUCCACCUUAUGAAGAAACAAUGACAUAGUUGUCCAAAGGCAAGAUAGUACUGGUAAUAUAUUAGUGUAGAACCAAAAUGUCAUUUGUUUUACAUUGUUGCCAACAUCUAAAACCUUGUAAGUACUAAAUCCACCAUUUCUUGCCUGAGAGUCAGCAAAAAAGGCUUGGUCUUACUGGCCGAAAUGAAGGAGGAAACAGUACAAGUGUGUGUUGUACUACCAUCUCUACCCAUAAUCAACUUAGACCAUUUCACCAUCUAAAAAACUGAGUAAAUUUGUAUGACGUAAAUUAAAUACUAAGGCACACCAACUAAUUAAUAUCCCCUGCAAGUAGUUCCAAAAUAAUCACAUCUAUUCCUGCAAGAUUUGCAUGUAGAAAAAAGAAAAACAAAAAGAAAAAGACCACAACACCACCACAGCAACUUCCCCAUUGGGAAUGCUGAGUAUAAUAUUGUGAAUAAUAGUCUGAUGCCAUUACAUCUUGAACAUUUGCAUGAAAAGUAUUUAAUAACACCAUACUAUUUCCAACAUGAGAAAAGCAGAUUAUUUUUAAGAGUUGCUGCUGUGUAUUUCCACAAAUAGAGUUUAAGAAGAUCGCAGCAAUGUUUGCAUGUUCCUCCAAUUCAAAAAAACUGCAGAAAUUAUUUAGCCUUUAUUCUGGUUUGCACUGGCCUCAAGCACAGUCCCAUUCUGAAAGCAGCAUAUUGGAGAAAAGAUCCAUCACUGAGAAUGGGGAGAAAUUUGUCCGUAAUAAAUUGACUUAAUUAUUUCUUUCUAUCAGUGAGCAAAACCCAGUUCGACAGAGAGGCAAAGCACAAAUGCAGUUCAGUCCUACUUAAGACGUUUUUUGCUAGCACAGGAAUGAAUUUAGUUACUGUGACUAGCAGGAGAGCAUGUGCAACCACACAAUAUUGAAGAGCAAUAAAUAACUAGAACAAAGAGGCAAACUUGCAAUAUAACAGUCUUCAAGCUAGAGAUAUAAAUACCAGUUUAAGAGUACUAGUACUUAUAUCAGCUUUGCAUCAUCCCACUUAGGAGGGAUUUAUAGUUUAUAUUUUUAAUAGUAGAUGUAGAGUAUCAUAUUCUGCAGUAUACAGUAAAUUCGGUAAGGAAAGUAAUAAGGUAUCUGGUCAUUCCCAUAUUCUAAGUGUUAUCCUGAAGGUUUUCUCAUUUCUUUCAUUCCUUACAAAUUCUUCCAAGGAAUAUUUUCAGUUACCUUCUCUCAAGCUGAAAUAUGUUGCCUUGCUUAGAGGUUUUCAGUCGUCAUUGUUAGAAUACCACUCACUAAGGACACUUACUUCCUCACUCCAGUGCAGAUCCUUUGCUGGGCAAUCCGGAGCACACUCAGAAGCCCGGCCAGGGACUGCUUACUUGCCUGUGGAGAAGUGGAGACACUCCUUUGUGGACUGAACAACCACACGCUUAACCACUCUCAAGCCUAAAAGCAGGAGAACAGAUUCAUUACAAUAAACUUGAAGCACAGAUACAUUUCUGUCUAAGAAUUCUAGAUUCAGAUUCAGUAGGUUACAUAUGUCUACACUUAUUCUACUGCCACUUUGGAGCUGCACAUGUGCAAUUAAGCAGUCUGCUGGAUAAAGGCCCCACAACCCCACAUAUGAAAGCACAGUGGGGCUGAUAAUCAAUUGGAGUAAGUCAGCUAUGUUGAAGCAAAUCAGCUAUGUUGAUCUACAGUGCUUGAGAGCUGGGCUCAUUUUUUAAAAGUUAAUGUGUUCAUUUAAAAAUAUGUAGAUUUCACUACUCCAUGAGCUAUGGUUCAAACCAAAGAUUAAAUCUCAUUUUAGAUUAUAUAAAGAAUAUUAUGGCACAAAAUCUGCUCCAAAGUGAAAAUGUUAAAAAACCAAACCAAACAAACAAAAACCCACCACCACCAACAAAGAAAACUGUUAGUCAAACCAAAUGUUCAAUUAAUGAAUAUCCUGUUCAAAAUUACUUUAAUUUUUUCCUAUAAUGAUUAUGAAAAUCACUUUGAAACAUUCUCAGCAAUUUUGCUUUGUUCUCUUGUCACCAAAGGCAUUGUGUGUUUUUAACAUAAGUGUAGCAUUACAGUCUCAAGAUUUUUUUCAUAGAGCUGUAAGUUUAAUAUUAUAACCAUGUUUUAAGCAUGUAAAAAUGCUGUGACUAGUUAAUUAUUUAUUAAUUUUCUUCUAAUGAAAAAUGUAAUUUUAUUUUUUAUUCCUAGUUCCAUAGAUACUGAUAUUUAUUUGCAAA
Molecule: messenger RNA, 4359 nt
Organism: Columba livia (rock pigeon)
Lineage: Eukaryota; Metazoa; Chordata; Aves; Columbiformes; Columbidae
Gene: CHAT
Product: choline O-acetyltransferase
Exons: 15
Coding region: 183-2105 (640 amino acids)
Biological process (GO): neuromuscular synaptic transmission; acetylcholine biosynthetic process
Cellular component (GO): neuron projection; cytoplasm
Molecular function (GO): choline O-acetyltransferase activity
Source: RefSeq, a predicted model, not a curated record